Symphalangus syndactylus (siamang) is the source of this 4804-nucleotide messenger RNA. RefSeq names its product proteasome maturation protein (gene POMP). Gene Ontology annotation, cellular component: cytoplasm; nucleus. NCBI's taxonomy places the organism in Eukaryota, Metazoa, Chordata, Mammalia, Primates, Hylobatidae. Gene Ontology annotation, biological process: proteasome assembly. The record is from RefSeq and is a predicted model, not a curated record.
GAGUCUCGCUCUAUCGCUCAGGCUGGAGUGCAGUGGCACAAUCUCGGCUCACUGCAACCUCCACCUCCUGGGUUCAAGUGAUUCUCCUGCCUCAGUCUCCCGAGUAGCUGGGAUUAUAGGCGUGCACCACCAUGCCCAGCUAAUUUUAUAUUUUUAGUAGACACGGGGUGUCACCAUGUUGGCCAGGCUGGUCUCCAACUCCUGACCUCAGGUGAUCCCGCCUGCCUCAGCCUCCCAAAGUGCUGAGAUUACAGGAGUGAGUCUCUGCGCCUGGCCUGCCUCCUGUUUCUAACAGCUGCAUCUUUGUCCUUGAUUCCUUCUCACACCUGUUCUAGGCAUCUGAGAGAUCAUUAUCUCAAUCAUUCCUUCUUGCUGCUUCUCUUCCCUGCUGUCUUCACUCUUGCCCCUUCACCAACUCUUUCUAACAUCUGCCUAACAAACUUUGGUCUGUCCAAUCAUGCACAUGAAACAAAAACAAAACCCAACUUUCAUUCAAACCAAAAUCCUGAUUCUAUUUUUUGAAAUGGACAACUUUCUGAAAAGAACGAUCUAUAAAAUUUAGCUGCCUCCAUUUUCUUCUUAUAAAUUCUUCAUUCCUAACAAUCUGGUUUAUAGUUAAACUGCUCACCAGAAGAUUAUGCAAAUGACAUCCCAUUUGCCAAACCCCACUGAUCUUCCCAUAAUCAUUAUCUGACAUCACUGGUCAUUCCCUUAUCUCAACAUCGUAUCUUCCUUAGCUCUGAGACGUUUUCAGACCUCUCUUCUCUACGCCUCUUUCAUGCCUCUCCUAGCUUGCUAAGUUCUAAAGAGACAUUCACUACAUCUAGAUUUCAAAAUCCUGCUGAGUACCUGCCUAAAGUACGCAAGGCACUAUGCUGUGGAGAUAGAGCAGCUUUUAAGAGGGGGCUAACCAAGCAGGCUGGGUAAUAGGGUUUGGGUGCCCAGGGCCAAGCUUAGGCAAAUAACAGAAAAGAGCAAAGUAAGUGUAAUUUCAGAUCGUUAGAGAGCACUAAAAUUUAGAAGACCCAAAUUCAGCUGACAAGAUGAAGUACGAGAAUAGUACCCAAACAGGAAACAGAUGAGGUAACAAAUGGGGAAAGAGCUAGAAGGAGGGAGGAGGGUUCUUGCCAGAUGUGAAUGAAGCUGAAUUUGUCCUCAGUUUACCUAUCUAUGUUACCAGACUGACUUAAGAGUAAAGUCAAAGACGACUACAAAAAGUAAAAUAAAAUAGGGUGCUUGUUCUCAUAUGAUGCCUCAGCGUUUUCUGUGAAAUGUGCAUAAUGAUAGUAUCUACCUCACAGGAUUAAUUGAAACAAUAUAUGCAAAGAACUAAACCCUGGCCUGACAUGUAACAAAUGUUAGCUAUCAUUAUUAAUAUUCUAUCCUCUAAGCUAUUUAACAUAAAGCUUAAGUAAAUAUAAUUAAAUCAUUCCAGCAUCAAAUCUAAUUUUCUUCUUAAGUAUUUAGCAUACUCAAAAGUACCCCGUAUUAGUUAAUACUGAACAAACCAUUGAAAAUAGGAUAUAAACUUGGGUGUAAGACUCAAAAUAAAGGGAAUUUUCUCCCUGCUGAGCCACUAAAACAACUCUUCACACUGGUCACCAAAAGCCUAUUUUCAGGGCUUUAUGAUCCCUUUUUAGCUACUUUUGAACUACUUUCUAACCUCUCAAUACUUUCUUGCCCUUUUGAUUAGAAGAUGGCACAGCCUUUAAAGCAGGCUCCCCUUCUUCUGGCUGUCUUUUGAAUUCUAGUAUUUCUUAGGUUCACUCCUACUUUUUCCUUCCUUUCAAAGCCUUUCCAACAUGUGACACUACCUUAGCGUACCAUUAGUGGCUUAAAUGGUAUCCUGGUUCCUACUUUCUCCCAAUCUUAGUCUGUCCUUCAUGCUGCCACCAGAAUUUUUUUUUUUUUAAUGCCAAAUGUUUGUGAAAAGACCUCCAUUAUCUCCUGUUGUCUAUAAGAAAAAGCCCUAAACCUCAGCAUACCAUAGAAGGCCCUUCGUUUUGGCCCCAACCUGUCCCUCCAACCUCAACUCAUUUUGCUUCACCUGCUCACCCAGAGCUCCAGCCACAGGGAAUGUUUUCCAUUACUCAGAUAACAACAUGACUUUUCACAAAUCUCUUGCCUUUCCACGUUCCUCUUCCGUGAAUGCUGUUUUCUCCUGCUCCCAACAACUUUCUGGUUUAGCCCCUUUCUCUAUCAAGCAUUUAUCACACUGCAUUUUAUUAUUAUUAUUAUUUGAGAUGGAGUCUUGCUGUGUCACCCAGGCUGGAGGGCAGUGGCGCGAUCUCUGCUCACCGCAACCUCUACCUCUCAGGUUCAAGCGACUCUCCUGCCUCAGUCUCCUGAACAGCUGGGACUACAGGCAUGCAACAUGAUGUCUGGCUAAUUUUUUUUUUUUUUUUUUUGUAUCUUUAGUAGAGAUGGGCUUUUGCCAUGUUGGCCAGGCUGGUGUCGAACUCCUGACCUCAAGUGAUCUGCCUGCCUCGGGCUCCCAAAGUGCUAGGAUUACAGGCGUGAGCCACUGCACUCGGCCCAUGCUGCAUUUUAAGUAUCUGUUUACAUGUCUAUUUCCCCAGGAAAGUACAUAAGCAUCUCAGGUACAGGGAAUUGCCCUUUCCUUCUUUAUAGCUCCAGAAUCUAGUACCAAGCAAAUGUUCAAUAUAUAUUCAUUUGAACUGUGAGCAAUCAGCAAAUGUUAAAAUAAUUUUUAAGAAAAGAUUCGCAGUUUUACCAUUUCUCAGGUGGAACUGACGGAAAGAAAAACAGAUGCAAAAGAAACACUCCAACUCAAAUCUCAGGAUUAAACAUGGCUAUUGUGAAGGACCAGGAGACACCUAAAGGACAGCAGGGCAGAACAUUUAACAUCUGGAACUUCAAAGUUGUAUGACCAUGGCAGUGAAUAUACAUAACAUAUAUGGCCUUAUCAUUUCCCUCUCUCAAAUCCUUCGACGGCUUUUUAAAGACAAAGCCUCAUCCUUAAUCUUGCCUACAAAGGCUGCAUAAAAAACUUGUAGCUAGGUCCCAUGAUGCAUGCCUGUAAUUCCAAUUACUCGGGAGGCUGCAGCAGGAGAAUCGCUUGAGCCCAGGAGUUCAAUGCAGGCCUGGGCAACAUAGCUAAACCCUAUCAUUAUUUAAAACAAACAAACAAAAACAACAACAAAAACCACUUGCCUCCAUCUACUUACAAUCUCAUCUCACAGUACUCUCCACUUUACUUUCUGAACUUUAGCCAGACUUAGGCCUUCUUUCCAGUUCCGUUUUUGCACAAGCAGAUCUGCACGUAAUGUUAUUUUAAAUACCCUACCACCCCAAACUAGUUCGCUCUUAUCCUUUAGCUGUCAGUCCAAAGAUUCCCUAAGGUGUCUCCAUCCCGUGGCAGCAGACUAUAAUGCCGUUUUAUUACAUUAUAUUUGAACAAUACAGAAUAGUGUAAUGAGCAUGGAUUCUAGACUCAUAAAUAUGUCCUUAGGCAUAUUUAUUUAAGCCCUUCAUGUCUCGGUUUCUUCACCUGUAAAUUGUACUCGUAAGGUUAUUGGAAAGAUUAAAUGAGAUAAAGGAUGUAAGCACUUAGAACUGUGUUGAUAACGCAGUUCAAAGAGCCCAACAUAUGUCGGUCAUGAUCACAUUUACUUAAUUUGUAGUCACUAUCAUCCCCUCUCUCCCCUCUAGCCCCCGGAGUACCCCUGCUCCUCUAGCCCAGAGGCCACACCAGCCUGGUCCUUUUUUGUAUUCCUAGCCUCAGCACAGCGUUCGGAACAUACCAGGCCUUCAAUAUUAUGUUUUUUAAAAAUGACAAAAGCCUUGUGUCCCAAUUUUGCUUUAUUAGCCGAGCGAUCUCAAGCAAAUCACUCAAAUCACCUAUGCCUCGUUUAUCCUUCUGUGAAAUGUAAUAGCUAACUCAGAGAGGUUUUGUGUUACAUAAAGCGAUGUACCUACAAAAGCACACUGCACUUCUUAAAACGCCGUACAAACCGUAGAUGUUUAUUAAUAAACCGGAGUCCGUGUCUUCCUUCCCCUCAGGCACGUCUCGUCCCGACCCCUCCCUCCUCCCAGCCCACACCCUUACUGCGCCCUUGGCCCUCGGUCCCUUGGGAUUGCAAGCGUGGGAGCCUCGGCCCCGCGCAGCUCCCUCCAGCGUCCCGCGCCCUCCUUCCUUCCUCGCCCGGACGGACGCACUUCCGGCGGAUGUGGGGGGGCAGCCCUCGGAAACGGAAGUGAGCGGCGGGGUCGACUGACGGUAACGGGGCAGAGAGGCUGUUCGCAGAGCUGCGGAAGAUGAAUGCCAGAGGACUUGGAUCUGAGCUAAAGGACAGUAUUCCAGUUACUGAACUUUCAGCAAGUGGACCUUUUGAAAGUCAUGAUCUUCUUCGGAAAGGUUUUUCUUGUGUGAAAAAUGAACUUUUGCCUAGUCAUCCUCUUGAAUUAUCAGAAAAAAAUUUCCAGCUUAACCAAGAUAAAAUGAAUUUUUCCACACUGAGAAACAUUCAGGGUCUAUUUGCUCCACUAAAAUUACAGAUGGAAUUCAAGGCAGUGCAGCAGGUUCAGCGUCUUCCAUUUCUUUCAAGCUCAAAUCUUUCACUGGAUGUUUUGAGGGGUAAUGAUGAGACUAUUGGAUUUGAGGAUAUUCUUAAUGAUCCAUCACAAAGCGAAGUCAUGGGAGAGCCACACUUGAUGGUGGAAUAUAAACUCGGUUUACUGUAAUAGUGUGCUGUUCAUGGAAACUGAGGGCUGCAUCUUGUUUAUAGUCAUCUUUGUACUGUAAUUUGAUGUACACAACAUUAAAAGUACUGACACCUGAGAA